Molecule: messenger RNA, 1832 nt
Organism: Prunus avium (sweet cherry)
Lineage: Eukaryota; Viridiplantae; Streptophyta; Magnoliopsida; Rosales; Rosaceae
Product: DNA-binding protein RHL1
Biological process (GO): DNA endoreduplication
Molecular function (GO): DNA binding
Source: RefSeq, a predicted model, not a curated record
GCUUCCCGCCUUCCUUCUGAAGUCAAUAAAACCCUACAAAUCAAUAUAAAAUAAUAGUCGGAGGAACAGACAGAGAGAAAAAGAGAAAAGUCCGGUGGAAUCAAAAUGGCGCGAACCUCGUCAUCGAAGAAGAAGCGCAAAGACGAAGAGGAUCCAAACCCAGAGGUGACGCAGCGCAAGAGGCUCAAAGCCCUCGCCUUCUCCAACAACCUACUCUCAGAGGUCCCUGCUAAGCCCCACGCGCCUCUCACCCCCUCAAACACUGUUGUUAAGCACCAUGGCAAAGACAUUCUCAAGAAAUCUCAGCGAAAGAACAGGUUCCUCUUCUCCUUCCCUGGCCUCCUUGCUCCCAUUGGAGGCGGUAAGAUCGGUGAGCUCAAGGAUUUGGGCACCAAGAACCCCGUGUUAUACCUCGAUUUCCCUCAGGGUCGGAUGAAGUUGUUUGGGACUAUUGUGUUCCCCAAGAACAGGUAUCUGACUAUGCAGUUCCCUAGGGGUGGGAAGAGUGUCAUGUGCGAGGACUACUUCGAUAAUAUGGUCGUAUUUUCCGAUGCUUGGUGGAUUGGGACACAAGCUGAGAACCCCGAAGAAGCCCAACUUGAUUUCCCUAAGGAACUUACUGAGGGACAACAUGCAGAAUAUGACUUUAAAGGUGGUGCAGGUUCAACAUCUGCAAACAAGCAAAGUGAUCGUAAAAAUGAAACUACAUAUGUAGAACAUUCCCCAAAUGUUAAUGUUGAAGAUAAUGUAUCAGAUGAUGGAAACAAGGAUUUGGUGAGAGCAACACCUGUUCGACAUUCAGCAAGAACUGCCAGAAAACGAUUCAAUUUUGGAAAUGCUUCUUCUGGAGAUGAUUCUUUUGAAAGCGAUACUUACUUAAGCGAAGGAGAAGAUGAAAAAAUUGAGGGACUUGAUUCAUCAUCCGGGAAGCAUGCUAGUGGGAAGACUGAAAAUCUCAGCUUUGGAGACGUUGACAUUGUUAAUGAGGAUUCUGUGAAAGGAGCUCAAAUUCCCAAACAAAAUCAGGAGUCCCCUGUGUCAGAAGCUAAAUCAAAGAAACAAUCGCAUUCUACCUUUGCAGUGACUACAUCUGUGGAGGACUCUCAUAGAAAUCACAGUUCGCUUAUUCAGGCUACUAUAUCUACAUUGUUUAAGAGAGUGGAGAAAAAGAAAGUGGACUCCAGUAUGCAAACUCAAGUACAGCUUCCUUCUUCAAAGGUUCAUGAAACACCAAAAAAUCCAAAGAAACCUGCAUCCACAAAAGUUUCUGGCCAGAAGUCGCACCAAACUGAUUCAAAGAAGAAGGUUAAUCAGGAUGGACGACCUAAGGAAAAGGCAAAAACUAUCGAGGAAAAGGAUUCAGGAGGCAAAAGCUUGGCAAAGAAGAAACAAGAUGAGGUUGAAGAGGAUGAUAUUGAAGAAUUCUCAAGUAGCUCACAGGACACUGAUCUUAGUGAUGAGGAUUGGGCUGCUUGAGAUGGUAACGACAGAGGGUGUAUAGAGAAUUUGAGAUGCACCCGUGUCAAGCAAAGUGAUGUGAUAUUGGUCCCCUGUGCAAGGCCCAAGGGAUGAUGAUGAUGAUGAGGAGUGUUGAAGAGCUUGCUCGCUCACUCGUCUAGUGUUAUCAGAAGAGCUCCUCAAAAAUUGACACAUUGCCUGCCUGCCUGCCUGCCUGCCGCGUACUGUAAUCUUCACUUUCUUAUUAUUUGCAGGCAUGGAUUGUUUUCAUAAAUGUUUUAAGAUGACACAUAUGCCCUCUUGUUCCUCUUUCUUCUUUAUAUUUGAUUUUAUCCGAGACUAAUAAAUAAAGCAUUUGACAUCUUAAAUUUUAA